AACCAACCCCAAGUCUUCAUACACAUGUAUCAUAUUUUUGUAUAUAUAAGUUCUCCAUCAAGGUUGUUUCAAGCUCCAUUGUGGGUGGUUUUCUUUGUUGCCUCUCUAUUCAUUCGCUUUUAUUGUAUCUUCUUCUUCUUCUAUCCUCUCAUCCAUGGCUGAAGGUGUAGAGCAAAUACUUCAAGCUCAGAAAGAUACGCAUGCAAGGCAUGAAAAUGAAAGGAUGAUGAGAAAAGAUGAUGAUAAUGAUGAUAAUUCAAGUAAUACCGUAUCAACUUCUUCAACAUCAGAUUUAGCAGAUGACGACGACGACGAUGAUGAUGAUGCAUCAUCACCAACCUCAACCUUACUUUCUCCAUCUUCAAAUUCCAAUAAUGGUCCUUUGUUUCAGUUAUCUGACCUCAUGUCCCAUUUACCCAUCAAAAGAGGAUUAUCAAAGUAUUAUCAAGGCAAGUCUCAGUCUUUUACAUCUUUAUCAAUAGUAACAAGCAUUGAAGAUCUUCCAAAAAAGGAAAGUCCUUGCAGAAGAAAAAUGAGGGCAUCUAAAAGUUUUGGAAAUGGAUUAGAUGCUUACAAACCUUAUACACUUCCAAAACCUAUCAUAUCAAAGAAGGUCUCACGAAGUUCCUUGUCAUCUUCAUUUUUUCCAGGUAGAAGAGGCAAUAGUUUUCUAAAUAACAGCAGACCUCCUCUAGCUCCAAUACUAAAGAGGUUUUAAUCAGUAGAGUUAUGUAUAUUAUAUAUAUCUUGAGUUAUGUAUAUUAUAUAUUUCUUGAGUUGCUUCACUUGAUGUAGAACAAAUUUUUUUGACUGUACAUGAAAAUCUUAAUGAGAGAGUGGUAUAUUAUUUCUCUCUUUUCCUUUUUCUUCU
Jatropha curcas is the source of this 871-nucleotide messenger RNA. RefSeq lists its product as uncharacterized. NCBI's taxonomy places the organism in Eukaryota, Viridiplantae, Streptophyta, Magnoliopsida, Malpighiales, Euphorbiaceae. The record is from RefSeq and is a predicted model, not a curated record.